AUAGUAACCAGAUUGAACGGCUGUCGAUCACUUUUUCAGCUAAUAGCACUUGAGCCUUUACUGUUCCUUCGUCGAGCGACAAACAAGAACCUUAAUCCAAUUUUCCGGGAUAAUUUUCGUUCUACAGGGAGGCAUAACCAGGGAAAGUAAAAGAAAACAAAAGAUGUCGGGCAUGGGAGAUGGCUAUGUGGGCACGGCCCAAGACGCCGUCAGGAUCCGGCGGUUAGAGAAGCAACGAGAAGCCGAGCGUCGCAAAAUCCAAGAGCUUAAGACCAAGUCCGCCUCCGCCAAGGGCCAGCCUGGCCUCCUCCAAUUCGGGUCAAGCACCUCGGAGAUUCUCGAGACUGCAUUUAAGAAGGAGACUGUGGGUUUGGUUACAAGAGAGCAAUAUGUUGAGAAGAGGGUCAAUAUUCAGAAUAAAAUUGAAGAGGAAGAAAAGGAGAAGCUACAAAAGUUGCGGCAAGAGGAGGAGGAACUCCAGUUAGAAAAGCGGAAAAAGAGAAAGAUUAAGGGGAAUCCUCGGUUAUCAUUCGCUGAUGAUAUUGAGAAUGGAAGUGAAGAAGAGGAUGCUGAAGACAAAGGUGAGUCAAAAAAAUUAGUGCCUGGGAAAGUUGGCAAAGAUCCCACAGUGGAAACGAGCUUCUUGCCUGAUAGUGAGCGGGAGGCAGAGGAGCAAGCUGAGCGUGAAAGGUUGCGGAAACAAUGGCUUCGUGAACAGGAACAGAUUCGAAAUGAGCCCCUUGAAAUUACUUACAGCUACUGGGAUGGAACAGGCCAUAGGAGGGUGAUCCAGGCACGUAAAGGUGAUACCAUAGGAGAGUUCCUUAGGGCAGUUCAGCAACAACUUGCACCUGAGUUUAGAGAAAUCAGGACAACAUCUGUGGAGAAUUUACUUUAUGUGAAGGAAGAUCUCAUCAUUCCCCAUCAACACAGCUUCUAUGAGCUUAUUGUUAACAAGGCUAGAGGCAAAAGUGGACCACUGUUUCACUUUGAUGUGCAUGAGGAUGUGCGGACCAUAGCUGAUGCGACAAUUGAGAAGGAUGAGUCUCAUGCUGGUAAAGUUGUUGAGAGGCAUUGGUAUGAGAAGAACAAACACAUUUUCCCUGCUUCAAGAUGGGAGAUAUAUGACCCAUCAAAGAAGUGGGAGCGUUACACCAUCCAUGGAGAUUGAUCUAGUAGCUGGAUUUGUUUUACAGCCAUGGCAAGGUUUUGUGUCAACUUAUAGGGGCACUAGUUUUUUUUGUUUCUUUUUCUUUUUAACAAAAAAAAUAAAUUAAUUGUGCGGUUUCAUUUCAGUAUCAUCAAGUACUUAUAUGUAGUUGAUAGUGGCUGGAGUUAUAAAUCUUCUACUUGGCAUUUUUUUUCAGAAAGUAUAUAUACAUCUUUUACUGCUGCAAGAAUUCAGCAUAA
Messenger RNA from Manihot esculenta (cassava), 1410 nucleotides. Its product is annotated as protein XAP5 CIRCADIAN TIMEKEEPER. Bases 164 to 1171 code for a protein of 335 amino acids. The transcript is spliced from 12 exons. Gene Ontology annotation, cellular component: nucleus. The record is from RefSeq and is a predicted model, not a curated record. NCBI's taxonomy places the organism in Eukaryota, Viridiplantae, Streptophyta, Magnoliopsida, Malpighiales, Euphorbiaceae. Gene Ontology annotation, biological process: chromatin organization.